AUGCCCUUGGAUGCUGACCAAAAGAAAAACCAGGUGCAAACAGUGUGUGGAACAAAGUUUUGUAGGUACACUGAGGGAACCAGAAGCUUCCUGGAAUCCAUCAGCUUCAUUGAGAUAGUAAAAGAAAUAUGUGGUGAUGUGCAGGUGUCAGUGGGAGUAUCUGGGUUUUCUGUGAAUGGACCAGCUGAGCCCAUCAUGGCCUUGCUUGGGGAGGAUGUUACUCUACCCUGCCAGCUGUCUCCUGAACAGAGUGCAGCCCACAUGCAUGCCCAGAUCUCCCCUGCUAUGCUGGUGCUCCAGAAUGGACAGGAACAAAGUGGGGAACAGAUGCUGGAGUACCAAGGCAGGAUCAAGUUGGUGGGAGAAUCCAUCAGCAAGGGGGAUAUGGCCCUGCUGAUACAGCACAUGAAGGCCUCUGACAAUGGCCAGUACUGGUGUCAUUUUAAAGAUGGCAAUAUCUCACAGGAGGCCUUCAUGGAACUGAAUGUUAUAGGUUUGGGCUCUUCCCCUCAUGUUCACAUGACAGGACCCAAGGAAGGUGGGAUCCAAAUGCUAUGCUCCUCAGGUGGCUGGUUCCAAAAACCCAAGGUGCAGUGGAAAAACAAGGCAGGAGCAAAGCUACCAUCCCUCCCUGAGGCUUACACCCAAGACUGGAGUGAGGUCUUCCAUGUGGAGACAUCCCUUGUGGUCACAGACAACUCCCUGAGCAAUGUGACUUGCUCCAUCCAAAAUCUUCUCUCUGUUUGGGAGAAAGUGUCAUCCAUCUUCCUCCCAGAGCCCUUCUUUCCCAGGAUGUCUCCAUGGAAAGCAGCCCUGGCUGGGACAGUCCUUGUGCUGGGGCUUCUCCUCAUUGGGAUCAACUACAUUGGCUGGAAAAAAAAUCAAGCCAAAGAGAGAGAGAUAAAGAAAAGGGAAAAAGAAUCUCAUGAAGAACAACAGAUGAGGAAUGAGAAGGAAGUGUCACUUAAGGCUAGAGUUAAAUUGGGGCAGAAGGCAAAUCUCAAGGCAGAGCUUGAACGAGGGAAGGCAUUGUACCAUGAAGAUUGGAAGAAGGCCCUGAUAUAUCCUGUUCCUGUGAUUCUAAAUCAUGGACUGUUUUACCAGAACAUUUCUGACCCAAAGAAAAAAAAAAUGGCAAAAAGAAACACAGGAUCUUCUUCUGGUAGUAAGGAAGGAGACUGCAACCACCUCACACUUCAUCAGAGAGGCUUCACGUCAGGGAGAUAUUGCUGGGAGGUGGAUGUCAGGGACACUGAUGAGUGGGUGCUAGGCGUUUAUGAAAAGUACAGAGAUGAGAUAGGACCAUUUGAAAAACCAUCAAAGAAGAUAUUCAGAGUCUUACAGAAGAAGAAAGGUGAAUACAGGGCUCUUGCCUGUUGUUCACAGAACAUUUUCCUAGAAAAGCCUCUCCUCACAGAAAAGUGUCCACAGAAGAUUGUGGUUUUCUUGGAUUAUGAAGAUAGUGACAUAUCUUUCUAUAACAUGAUCGAUGGUACCCACAUCUUUUCCUUCACUCAGGUCAGUUUCUCUGGGUUUCUCUAUCCUUACUUCACACUUAAAUCCAUGGAGCUCUCCCCAUCGGCAUAA
Messenger RNA from Sciurus carolinensis (gray squirrel), 1587 nucleotides. RefSeq names its product butyrophilin-like protein 1. The record is from RefSeq and is a predicted model, not a curated record. Gene Ontology annotation, molecular function: signaling receptor binding. Gene Ontology annotation, biological process: T cell receptor signaling pathway; regulation of cytokine production. Gene Ontology annotation, cellular component: external side of plasma membrane. NCBI's taxonomy places the organism in Eukaryota, Metazoa, Chordata, Mammalia, Rodentia, Sciuridae.